This is a messenger RNA of Trichomycterus rosablanca, 3961 nucleotides long. It is a transcript of the gene men1, whose product is annotated as multiple endocrine neoplasia I. The record is from RefSeq and is a predicted model, not a curated record. NCBI's taxonomy places the organism in Eukaryota, Metazoa, Chordata, Actinopteri, Siluriformes, Trichomycteridae. The transcript has 10 exons. Gene Ontology annotation, cellular component: nucleus; histone methyltransferase complex; chromatin. Gene Ontology annotation, biological process: negative regulation of cell cycle; regulation of transcription by RNA polymerase II; negative regulation of cell population proliferation. Bases 72 to 1934 code for a protein of 620 amino acids. Gene Ontology annotation, molecular function: transcription cis-regulatory region binding; Y-form DNA binding; chromatin binding.
GGCAAAAGCGGGGCACAAAACAAAAGCAUGUGGACAUAAUUUUUAAGAAAAGGUGAUUUUAGAGAACAGAGAUGGGGCUCAAAUCAGCUCAAAAGAAGCUUUUUCCUCUCCGAGGCAUUGAUGGAGUGGUGCAGCUCUUUGAACAUGAGCUUGGAAACCCAGAACCAGAUUUGACCUUGCUUUCUCUAGUGCUUGGCUUUGUAGAACACUUCUUGGCUGUCAACCGUGUUGUGCCUGUCAAUGUACCAGGAGUGCGCUUCGAGCCCUUGAAAGGUGACUGCCUCAACUCCUGCUUUCCUACUGUAGAGCUCAACCUAAUCUCGGCCCUGCACGAACGCUUUACAGCACAGAUCCGUGGCGCUGUCGAUCUGUCGCAGUACCGCAGACCAGCCUCAGGCUCGAGCAGAGAGCUGGUGAAGAAGGUCUCUGAUGUCAUUUGGAACAGCCUGAGUCGGUCAUACUUCAAAGACAGAGCCCACAUUCAGUCUCUCUUCAGUCUUAUUACAGGCACAAAGCUGGACAGCUCUGGUGUGGCAUUUGCAGUGGUGGCCGCAUGCCAGGUUCUGGGCCUGAAGGAUGUUCACCUGGCCCUCUCUGAGGACCACGCCUGGGUAAUCUUUGGCAAAGAGGGCGAGGAAACAGCUGAGGUCACUUGGCAUGGCAAGGGCAACGAGGACAGAAGAGGCCAGACGGUCUCUGCAGGAGUCAGUGAGAGAAGCUGGCUUUAUCUGAAAGGUUCCUACCUGAAGUGUAAUCGUAAUAUGGAGGUAGCGUUCAUGAUUUGCGCCAUCAAUCCAUCUUUAGAUCUCCACACAGACAGCUCUGAACUCCUGCAGCUUCAACAGAGGCUUUUAUGGUUGCUGUAUGACCGAGGAGAUUUAGAAAGGUAUCCAAUGGCAAUGGGUACGCUUGCUGAUCUUGAAGAUCAAGAACCCCUUGGCAAAGGAGCACCUUUUUCAAUUCACCUUAAGGCUGUGGAGUCCGCUAAGAAGUACUACAAUAAUGAGCACAUCUACCCAUUCAUGUAUCUGGCUGGAUACCAUUACAGACACAGGAAUGUACGGGAGGCUUUGGGGGCCUGGGCCGAGGCUGCUACUGUCGUGCAAGAUUACAACUACUGCCGUGAGGAUGAAGAGAUCUACAAGGAGUUUUUUGAUAUAGCGAAUGACGUCAUCCCCACCCUCCUCAAAGAGACUGCUGCUGCUGCAGAGAGUGGAGGAGAGGGCACUGAGGGGGCAGAAAAGGAUCAGCCAAGACAGGCUGCAGCUAUCUCUGCCCUGCAGGACUCGGAAUGCUUUGCACACUUGUUGCGUUUUUAUGAUGGAAUUUGCAAAUGGGAGGAGGGAAGUCCCACACCAGUGCUACACGUUGGCUGGGCCACCUUUCUGGUUCAGUCCCUCAGUCGAUUUGAUGCUCAGGUACGACAGAAAGUCAGUAUUAUUACAAAAGAUUUAGAACCACAAGACGAAGACGACCAAGCCAGCGACGAUCCGCGCGAGGCCCGCAGAAGAGGUCCAAGGCGCGAGUCCAAAUUGGAGGACCAACCUGGCCCCUCUUCACCGACUACAGCAGCAGCAGCUCCUCCCUCCCAGCCCGGCGUGGCCAAGAAAGUGGGCGGAGAAGGAGGCCGCCGUCGCUCCUCAACCGGAGCUCGAGGAAAAGAGAUCGACGACAAGAACGAAGCCUCUUCUCCCGGUAGUCCUACUUCUCCCUCCCCUAGCCAGGCAGCAGUAGCGUCCAGCGGUCCUGUAGUGACCUUUCACAGCGAGAAGAUGAAAGGAAUGAAGGAGCUCCUGUCUGCUGCCAAAAUCAACUCCAGCGCCAUCAAACUGCAACUCACAGCACAGUCACAGGUUCAAAUGAAGAGGCAGAAACCCACACAGGCAGGCGACUACAGUCUGUCGUUUAUGAAGCGACCUCGGAAAUCUCUCUAAGUGAUUCUUAGCUAAAUCAUUUUUUUCCCAGCGCAGAUACACUGAGUAAACAUUAUUAGGACAUAACAAUUCACUACCCAUUGAUGGCUCCCUGAAUGGCGUACCACAACCCCAAAUCAGAAAAAGCUGGGACGGUAUGGAAAAUGCAAGUGGAAAAAAAAGUGUUUCUUAUAUUUACUUUGACUUUUAUUUCAUUGCAGACAGUAUGAUAUUUAAUUUUUUGUUAGUCAACCUUAUUUUAUUUGUUAAUAUGCAUCCAUUCCUGCAUUUCAGGCCUGCAACACAUUUCAAAAAAGCAUUUACCACUUUGUAAUGUUGCCAUUCCUUCUCACAACACUUAAAAGAUGUUUUGGCACAGAGGAUACUGCGUGAUGAAGUGUUUCGGGUGUUAUUUUGCCCCAUUCUUCCUGCAAACAUGUUUUAAGGUGUGCAAUUACGGGGCUGUCAUUGUCUCCACACAUUGUAUAUUGGGGAUAUCAGACUGGCUACUGCCUCGGUUCUUGAUGCAUUGUUGUGUGAGGGAUUACAGAUCACUGGUAUUCGGCUUAGGUUUAUGCCCUUGCCCUUUACGGACUAAAAUUCCUCCAGAUUUCUUGAAUUGUUUAGUGAUGAUAUGCACUGUGGAGGGAGAAAUAUGCAAAUCCCUUCCAAUGUUUCUUUGAGGAAUGUUAGUUUUAAACAUUUCAAUAAUUUUCCCAUGCACUUGUCUACAAACUGCAGAUCCUCUGACCAGCUCUGCUCAAUCACAAUCACCUGUUUGAAAUCACAGCAUUAUUUAGGUGUUUUUUACCUCUUUACUAGCCCUAAAUUGGCCUGUCCUUGCUUUUUUGGAAUGUGUUGCAGGCCUGAAAUUCAGGAAUUAAAUGAAGUUGACCAGACAAAACAUGAACGAUCUUGGGUUCAUACUGUUUGCAAUAAAAUAAACGUUAGAGUAAAUGUUAAAAACAUAGAAUUUUUUAUAUGCGUUUUCCAUACCGUCCCAAAACAAUUUAGUCUUUUACUUUUAAAACAUUAUUCACUAAAAGCGGUCUAGGGAUGGUUAUGAAUACUUGAAACAUUAACACUUUUAUGAUUUAUUACAAAGUUGAAAAAAAAAUAUUUGAUCAGCACAGUGGUAUGGCAGGUAACCUUGAUACCACACAGCUCCAGGGGACCUGGGUCCAUACCUCGCUCUAGGGGACCGCUUGGGAGGAGUUUGGCAUUUUCUUCUUUUGUACACCCUGGGUUUCGUAUGAUACCUUUGAACUCCCAAACAUUUUUUUGGAUUCAACCUUCACGAACACUUCAGAAGCCACUGGCCUAUUCUUUACACCAGCCAGCAGAUGAUUCUUUCAGACAGUCCUAACACUUACAAAGGAUAACAGCCAGUUCUGUUGAGUUACAUGUUAUUACAAGGAAAACUAAAUUGUCCUGUGACUACUUUUGAACAGAAAUGAAGAAUUUGCUUGAAGAGUAAGAGAUUAAAUGUUAACAUUUUUGUUGACAUAGUUAUUUUACAGCAAUUAUAUAAUAUAAAACCACAUUUUACCAAAGUUAGUGGUUUAAGUAAGUGAUGUAAACCUUGUUUUAUGAAUUGCCUAUGUUUAUAAAGUUUCUUUAAUUUAGGCUUUUCUACAUAUACCUUUUGGCAACUAGCCAAAUUUGAUCAAGCUAGUACACUAGUACGUAAUGAUGCUUGUACCUCAUUUGUUCUUGCUGUUAUAGUCUAAAAUGUGUUCAUUUUACUGCUGACUUUUUGUGUGUAAUGUCAACACAGGCGCUUUUAAAGUCCAGUAGGCUUACAAAAUACUCUUUAAUCCUGCUGAUAAAAUAUUUUUCUAAUAAAGACAUUUAAAAAAAGUUUAAGUAAGUAUCAAUACUCUCAUUAAGCACUGACAAUACAUUUAUUUCUAAUGACCAUAGCCCAUUUGCUGCUCUGCUGCCACCCAACCCCAUAACUUAUUUAUCAGUCCAGAGGGACCCUCACUUGACCAAAUGUAGUUUGGGUGGUGGAGGACUCCCAGCAAUGCAAUAAAACUCACAUUGUA